Molecule: messenger RNA, 5281 nt
Organism: Pseudophryne corroboree (corroboree frog)
Lineage: Eukaryota; Metazoa; Chordata; Amphibia; Anura; Myobatrachidae
Product: ATP-dependent translocase ABCB1-like
Exons: 28
Coding region: 260-4114 (1284 amino acids)
Biological process (GO): transmembrane transport
Cellular component (GO): plasma membrane
Molecular function (GO): ATP binding; ABC-type transporter activity; ATP hydrolysis activity
Source: RefSeq, a predicted model, not a curated record
ACAACAUCAAUCCUUAUCUACUGUAUAUUACACAUUAACAGAUACAACAGCAGCAGCCUCUCAUUCCCGGGACUGUGACUCCCGCCCAUCUGCUGCCUAUAACAGUAUUACAGGGAGGUUCUCUGCUCCAUCCACAGUCUCUGCCCCUGUGCUCUGUCUCCUCCACACAGUAACAUCUCACCCAUCACUCCGGCGGCACAGCUGCUCUGCGCAGGGGGACAUCACACAGGCGGAGGAUAAGAAGCGCUGCACAUAGAACAUGGCGAGUGAGCAGAACGGUGCAGUGACUGGCAUGGCUGAUGGCCAGGAGGAUGUUACAGUGACCAUCACAGACCCCAAUGGCAAGAGCAAGAAGAAAGGAUUUUUCUCCAAGUUUAAAAAUAAAGAGAAAAAAGAGAAACCAAAAUUAGUCAGCCCCUUCACCAUGUUCCGAUACUCUGGAGGCGUGGACAGACUGCUUAUGAUUGUUGGAACAGCUGCAGCAAUGUUGCACGGGGCGGGCCUGCCGCUCAUGAUGCUGGUGUUUGGCGAAAUGACGGACAGCUUUGUCAGCGCUGGUCAAAAUAUGUCAAUGGAAGCUAUGAUGAAUGCAUCUGUCGAUUUACAGGACAAAAUGACAACGUAUGCCUACUAUUACACGGGGAUAGGGUUUGGAGUGCUUCUUGCUGCUUAUAUCCAGAUAUCAUUUUGGUCAUUGGCCGCUGGCCGGCAGAUAAAGAAAAUCAGAACUCAUUUUUUCCAUGCGGUGCUGAGGCAGGAAAUCGGCUGGUUUGAUGUAAAUGAUGCCGGAGAGCUGAACACGAGGCUGACAGAUGACGUCCAAAAAAUCAAUGACGGCAUUGGUGACAAAAUCGCUAUGCUGAUCCAGUCAUUGACUACUUUCCUGACCGGCUUUAUUCUUGGGUUCGUUAGAGGCUGGAAGUUGACCUUAGUUAUUUUGGCAAUUAGCCCGGUCAUGGGGCUCUCAGCUGCUAUCUGGGCAAAGAUAUUGUCAUCGUUCACCAAUAAGGAGCUGACGGCUUACGCCAAAGCUGGAGCUGUUGCUGAGGAGGUUCUUGCUGCUAUUCGGACUGUCAUAGCUUUUGGUGGACAAAAUAAAGAAAUUGUCAGGUAUGAAAAGAAUUUAGAAGAGGCCAAAAGGAUAGGCAUCAAGAAGGCCAUCACAGCUAAUGUGUCCAUGGGAUUUGCUUUCUUAAUGAUAUACGCCUCCUACGCAUUGGCGUUCUGGUAUGGAACCAGUCUGAUUGUGGCUAAAGAGUACACUAUAGGAAAUGUGCUCACAGUAUUCUUUUCCGUCAUCAUUGGAUCCUUCAGUAUAGGACAAACAUCGCCCAGUAUUGAAGCCUUUUCAAAUGCCAGGGGUGCGGCGUAUGCAGUAUUUAAUAUUAUUGAUAAUGUACCCAAAAUAGACAGCUUCUCCUCUGCAGGAUAUAAGCCUGACAAGGUGAAGGGGGACAUUCAAUUCAAAAAUGUGAAGUUCACAUAUCCAUCCAGACCUGAUAUUCAGGUAUUGAAAGGCAUAAACCUUACAGUCCCUACUGGUAAGACUGUAGCUCUAGUAGGGAGCAGUGGUUGCGGCAAGAGUACAACAGUUCAACUCAUCCAACGGUUCUACGACACUGAAGAAGGCUCGAUUACUAUUGACGGUGAGGACAUUCGGAAUCUGAAUAUUAGGUACUUAAGAGAGAUGAUUGGAGUGGUGAGCCAAGAACCCAUUCUGUUUGACACCACGAUUGCUGAGAAUAUCCGCUAUGGCCGGGAAGAUGUCACGAUGGAGGAAAUUGAACGAGCCACCAAGGAAGCAAAUGCCUACCACUUUAUCAUGAAGCUUCCCGACAAAUACAACACCCUUGUGGGAGAGAGAGGAGCGCAGCUGAGUGGUGGCCAAAAGCAGAGGAUCGCUAUCGCACGGGCGCUGGUUCGCAACCCCAAAAUUCUCCUACUUGACGAAGCCACCUCUGCGCUGGACACUGAGAGUGAAUCUGUUGUACAGGCAGCUCUGGAUAAGGCUAGGGAAGGCCGGACCACCAUCGUCAUCGCCCACCGCUUGUCAACAAUCCGAAAUGCAGACACUAUUGCUGGAUUUCAUGAGGGUGUCAUUGUGGAGCAAGGAAGCCACAGUGAACUCAUGAAGAGAGAAGGAAUUUACUAUAAACUGGUCACCAUGCAGACGUUAGAAGCAGAGAAAGAUGACCAUACAGACGUUAAAUCUAAAGAUAUGACAGAUUCACUUAAACGCUCUGACUCAAAACUAGUUAGGAGGAAAUCAAGUCGCUAUAGCAGUUUCAAGAAGGCAUCGAUGAAAGAAGAAGAUGUAUAUGAGGAAAUUGAUGACGAUAAAGAAGUGGUUGAAAAGGUGCCUCCAGUCUCAUUUGUCAAAGUGAUGAAGCUGAACAAGCCGGAGUGGCCGUACUUUGUGGUUGGAGUCAUUUGCGCAAUUAUCAACGGUGCCACACAGCCAGCGUUUGCCAUUAUAUUCUCCAGGAUUAUCGGGGUAUUUGCAGGUCCAGAGGAUAAGAUGAGAUCUGAAAGCAACAUGUUUUCCCUGUUAUUCUUGGCACUUGGUGGCGUCUCUUUUGUAACAUUUUUCCUUCAGGGAUUCACAUUUGGAAAAGCAGGAGAGAUUCUUACAAUGAGACUCAGACUGAUGACCUUCAAGGCAAUGUUAAGACAGGAAAUUGGCUGGUUUGAUGACAAGAAGAACAGUACCGGGGCUUUAACCACGCGGCUGGCUACAGAUGCGUCACAAGUCCAGGGGGCAACCGGAUCCAGGCUGGCGUUGCUUUCUCAGAACGUUGCAAACUUGGGAACUGCAACUAUAAUAUCUUUCAUCUAUGGAUGGCAGUUAACGCUGCUCAUCUUGGCGAUUGUCCCAAUACUCGCUGUGUCCGCACUGCUUCAGAUGAAGGCUAUUGCUGGGCAUGCAAAGAAAGACAAGGAGGAAUUGGAAGUGGCUGGAAAAAUCGCCAUCGAUGCUGUGGAAAACGUCCGCACUGUUGUCUCUCUAACACGAGAGAGGAAAUUUGAAGCCAUGUAUGAAGAUAAAUUAGUAAUGCCCUACAAGAAUAACAUUAAAAAAGCGCACAUUUACGGACUGACCUUCGGGCUGUCUCAGGCCAUCAUGUUCUUCGCCUAUGCGGGGUGCUUCCGUUUCGGUGCGUGGCUGGUAGCAAACGGACACAUGACUAUAGAUAAUGUAUUCCUGGUGUUCUCAGCCAUUGUCUUUGGGGCAAUGGCCUUGGGACAGACUAGUUCCUUUGCGCCAGACUACGCUAAAGCAAUGAUGUCAGCGGCUCAUAUAUUCCACCUGCUGGAGAAGGAGCCCCUCAUAGACAGUUACAGCACCGAUGGCCUCAAGCCUCCACAGUGUGAUGGUAACGUCACGUUCCGGGGGGUCCAGUUCAAUUAUCCAACCCGACCGGAUGUGCAGGUGCUUCAGGGACUGGACAUCAGUGUGAGGAAAGGGGAAACCCUGGCGCUAGUGGGCAGCAGCGGGUGCGGGAAAAGUACCACUGUCCAACUGCUGGAGAGAUUCUACGACCCACAAAACGGAGAAGUGAGUGUAGACAGCUGUGAUGUGAGGAGCAUGAACAUCCAGUGGCUCCGAGCCCAGAUGGGCAUUGUGUCCCAGGAGCCCAUGUUGUUUGACUGCAGCAUAGCGGAGAACAUUGCCUAUGGAGAUAACAGCAGGACGGUGCCACAAGAAGAGAUUGAACGAGCAGCCAUAGGUGCCAAUAUCCAGAGCUUCAUUGAAACCCUCCCGGAUAAAUAUAACACUCGUGUUGGAGAUAAGGGCACACAGCUGUCCGGGGGUCAAAAGCAGCGGGUCGCCAUAGCCCGAGCGCUUGUGCGUCAUCCCAAAAUCCUGCUUCUAGAUGAAGCCACAUCUGCUCUGGAUACAGAGAGUGAAAAGGUUGUACAAGAAGCUCUGGACAAAGCGCGGGAGGGCCGCACGUGUAUUGUGAUUGCCCACCGGCUGUCCACCAUCCAGAAUGCAGAUAAAAUAGCUGUGAUCCAGAAUGGGAAAGUCGUGGAACAGGGGACACAUCAACAGCUGCUGCAGCAGAAAGGGGUCUAUCACUCGCUGGUCACAAUACAGCUGGGACCCACAUGAGGUGGACACAUGGCCAGACGUUAUACUACCUGACAUAUCAGAGGACGGGUUACCUUUACUGAUGUGGAUCGUACAAUUGUUAAUCUAAGGCUGAUAAAGGGACCAGUUCUCUGGACACUCUUCCCCUGACAAACAGAACCAAGCAAAGUACAGAUCUCUCCUAUUACUCCAAAACUGAACAGCAAAAUGUGACACAGGUGAUGAUCUACAGAACAUGACAUUGGGAUAAAUUGAUUAUGUGAGUUCUAAUUUCUUCGGCAUGUAUGUGUUGACAGUAAGCAAGGUUGGCGGUGUAUAGGGAGGAGGAUAUUGAGAGUGCUGUACUGCAGAAUGUUGGGCCUAUCCUACAUGAUGGUUACAAAUGCCAAAAUACCAUAAAUAGAGAGUCACAGUGUUGCCAUUUUGUUCCUAAAAUUAUUGCAAUCCCUUAAUGUUUUGUAUACUGUUAACACAUUGGUGGUCAUUUCGAGUUGUUCGCUCGCUAGCAGUUUUUAGCAGCCGUGCAAACGCUAUGCCGCCUCCCACUGGGAGUGUAUUUUAGCUUAGCAGAAGUGCGAACGAAAGGAUCGCAGAGAGGUGGCAAACUUUUUUUGUGCAGUUUUAGAGUAGCUCAAUACCUACUCAGCGCUUGCGAUGACUUCAGACUGUUCAGCUCCUGUUUUGACGUCACAAACACACCCUGCGUUCGCCCAGCCACGCCUGCGUUUUUCCUGGCACGCCUGCGUUUUUCCGAACACUCCCUGAAAACGGUCAGUUGACACCCAGAAACGCCCACUUCAUGUCAAUCACUCUGCGGCCAGCAGUGUGACUGAAAAGCUUUGCUAGACCUUGUGUGAAACUACAUAGUUCGUUGCAAUAGUACGACGCGCGUGCACAUUGCGCCGCAUACGCUGCGCAGAAGUGCCAUUUUUUUACCUCAUUGCUGCACAGCGAACGAAUGCAGCUAACGAUCAACUCGGAAUGACCACCCUAGUACAGAUGGAGCCUUCUUUAUCUUUAAUGGAGAGCAUCUCUGUCCGCACCCCCGGACAGAGACGCUCUGAAUGGGAAGCGGCUCGUGCACUCCCAUUUGUAGCUACCUCUCCGUCUGGGGUUUUUUGUUUACCAUUUGAAUGAAGUUGUGUUAAACAAAUAAAAAAAUAAACUUAUCUUUCCUAGCAUUUGAAA